AUGCCAUAUGAGGUGGUCACACCUUUCGAAGUCGCUUUCCAAGAUCGCAAGGGAGAAUUCUGCUAUUUUCACCGCCAGCUCAUGUGCUACUCCAAGCUCCUUCAAAUUAUAGCAUGGCUGCCUACCACAUCAAGUCUGACCAACAGGGAGCCAAACAUGGGUGCAACAAAUGAGGAGACGCUAUGGACCAUGUACCACGAACACUCUAGCAAAGUCAUGGGCCGACGAGAACCGACAGAUGACGGAUAA
Messenger RNA from Pochonia chlamydosporia 170, 249 nucleotides. RefSeq lists its product as hypothetical. Lineage: Eukaryota; Fungi; Ascomycota; Sordariomycetes; Hypocreales; Clavicipitaceae. The transcript has 2 exons. The coding region runs from base 1 to 249 and encodes 82 amino acids. The record is from RefSeq and is a predicted model, not a curated record.